GAGAGAGGAGAGAGAGAGAGAGACUAAAAGAGAGAAUUCUCUGAAUCUCUGCAAUGGAGGUCGUGAACAAUGUGGUUGUUCCAGAGGGCUCUGAGGCCAAGGAAGUUCUGAGCAACACCGAGCUCGAUUGUGGAGGCAGCAAUGGCGGCGACACUAAGACCGGCUGCGACGCUUCCUCCGAUCAAGAGCUCAGCAGCAAGGGCAAGAUCCGGAUUCAAGUCUCCAAGACCAAGAAGCCGCUUUUCUUCUACAUCAAUCUCGCAAAGAAGUACAUGAAGCAGUACUAUGAUGUUGAACUCACUGCUCUGGGCAUGGCUAUUCCAACUGUUGUCAUGAUUUCUGAGAGUCUGAAACGCAAUGGACUGGCAAUUCAAAAGAACAUAAGCACAUCCACUGUUGCUAAAUCCAAGGACGAAAAGAAAGGCCGGAUGAUUGUGAAGGCUCAGAUUGAGAUUCUGCUUGGGCAAGCUGAUAAGCUGGAGGAGAGCUCGGCUGUUGCUGCAACAUCAAACUAAGAAGGCUGCUGAUUUACUAGCUUCAGAUUUUUAGCAGAAACCAACAGGAGUUCUAAUUCUGGAAUAAAAAAGUUUC
Morus notabilis is the source of this 591-nucleotide messenger RNA. RefSeq lists its product as uncharacterized. Gene Ontology annotation, molecular function: RNA binding. Gene Ontology annotation, cellular component: nucleus. The coding region runs from base 54 to 515 and encodes 153 amino acids. The record is from RefSeq and is a predicted model, not a curated record. The transcript is spliced from 5 exons. NCBI's taxonomy places the organism in Eukaryota, Viridiplantae, Streptophyta, Magnoliopsida, Rosales, Moraceae.